CAUUUUCAUUCUUUUCCAUUUCCAGUUUUUUUUUCAAUAUCCGAAGGUUGCUCAAUUUUUCCGAAUGAUCGGACUUGGAAAAAUAGAAAGCGAGGGAUAGAGGCGGAAGUGAGAGAGAGAGAGAGGGAUUGAGAGAGGGGAGGGGGUUACGAAUCUGCGCAGAGGGAACUGACUGGCCUUUCACCUGCAGGAAAUCCUAUGAUUGAUGCCACAUGGCACUAUGUUGCUGCUACAUUAUAUGCACGCGCACACAUUGUAUGCACUGCCCGAUAACUAUGAUGCGAAUGCACACUGCGAUAACUCGAUAUGUAAACCGACAUACGCGCUGCAAUGCGUGAUGGGGUGCGCUAAACGUGUUUACGGCUCCGUUGAAGGACACUGCAUCCUUGUGCAGAAAAAUAUGAUUUAUCAAAGAAAGCACUCGUUUUAUCCACCAAUCAUUUUCUUAUUUCGUUUGUUUCUACUCCGCGUGAUUUUAUUUGAGUGAAAAUUUCUCAAAGACGAAUUCUUUGAAAACCAAAUAUCCACACUCCUGUUUUUCACAAUAGAAGAAUUUGUAUUAUAUUUUAAUGAAUAAAUUCCUCAAAUAUCGCUGCUCCGUUAACUUUAUGCUCACUGCGAUAAGCGUAAUGAGAAAUUUUUUAAUUAAGACGAGAGCUAUUUGUCCAGACGCAUAUAGCACGAUAAUUUCUAUCUUAAUAAAUGCCGCUUAUAAUCAACAAUGUUGGGCUUUAAUUGUUUUGUUGAAAUACGAUGCUGAAAGAUGAGCGAUUUAAUGAAUUGCUGCAUCUCUCAGCGUUCUUGAAUUGUCGCGAAUGAAAGCGAACGCGAAUUGCGAUUCCGCAAAACUUCUCGCGUUACAACCACUUUGUGUUUGACUGGCGACGCUUCAAUGUCCGACUAGUUUAAUGUUUCAAGUCCGGGUAUUUAUGUGAAAAAGUUAAAAACAAAGUUAUUUAUUUCCCAUUGUUAAUCUCCGCACGCUCAUAAUACAGUAGAGCCGACCGCGGCUCAUAUCCGGCUGACUAGCUUCGGUAUAUUUCCACUUCGACGUGGCCGAGCGGUGUUUCGACGCCGCGCGGCACGAAGGCGCGGACGCGCCGAAUUUUGGAGCGUCGUGGACGCCUCGCUUUCGCACACGACGGCAUCAUCGGCCUGCUGCAUCCGGAGCACGCCCACAGGCGCACACGUGACACGGGACGUACCCGCGCGACGACGCGGCUCGGCGCGGCGCGGCGCGACGCCGCACGUCGCCACUGCUGCAGAACAGCCGUAACGUAGAGAAAGUCAGUCCGACGUUGGCGCCGCAACAGACGUAUGUUGGUGGAGGACGCACCUCCUUGUAAAAGCUGCCCCCUCUCACCUACCUACCCCUUCCGAGUGAGGUACCACCCGUGACACCUAUUUGUCGAUUAAUCGCGCGGCGGAUCUAUACGACAGAAAGAGAGAGAGAGAAAGAGAGAGAGAGAAAAGAAAGAAGAAUCAGAGCGCGUACCGCGCUGAUUACACGCGAGGAGAGACUUGAUAAUAAAUAUUUGGGAAGAGGAAAAGGACGAUUGUUGACGCGCGCCCCAGAUACGUCUCAGUGCGGGAUCGAGAUUGAUCCCCGAUCGUGUCAACUCCGUGGGAGUGGAGCAUCCUCCGGGGAUUUAUCAGUGAUUGACGUAAGAUUGAAGGAUUUCGAGCGGGUCGUCUGGAGAGAGCGAGUCGGUGCACGCAGUGCCUUUUCUUUCGUUUUCGUUUCGCGCGGGCCGUCGUCUCGGUCGCGCCCCUUCCGGGUGGCUCCAUCAGUCCGCGAUCUUCGGUCCCGCGUAGACGCUCCGAAGUGGCUGAGUGAUCUCUUCUUCUCCCUGUCGCGGGUGCAUAUCGUCUUUCCCUUGAGCAGACAUCUCGGCCGCAGCAUGCUUUCGUCCCCGAGGGCUUUCCCGCCGAUUCUCGUAGUGGCGCUUGUCGUCUGCAUCGGUGUCGCGCACGGUAUUAGAUGUUACAAAUGCGGACAGUACAACGAGGGAGUCGGCAGCAUUACACCGUGUAUUAAUUACACCGCACACAUGGUGGUGGACUGUCCACCCUCGUCUGAAUGGUGCAUCAAAUACGUCAGCGAAGGAUCGACGGUGCGGGACUGCGUACCCGAUUGCACAGAAAAAGAGGCUUGGAGCACGAAAACGUAUUGCUGUCAGCAGGAUGGCUGCAAUUCCGGCCCGUCGUUGACAGCGUCGAACAGCGCGUAUUUCGUCCUGGCGAUCUCGCUGGCGGUCCUCAUGGUGUGCCGAAGCCUUCGUGGCUAAUACGUCGUCUUGCAGGACGGGGGAUCCGCGCCACGAGCGUCACACGAAGCCGCAUAGGUCCUUCAAUCACAAAAACUUGCACGGUUGGGGGAGGAAACGUAGCACCUUGUAUUUCAGACGUUUGCGCCGAACGAUCGAGGCUUCCUACGAGCGAGUGUCGCGGAAACGUCGAUAGUCGUCCCUUGCUCCUUCCGAUCCUUUCAACGAAAAGCUGAGUUAAAUCCUUAUCAUUUGUAACUAUUAAACACACUCUCGUACUAUUGAUGCUUCAAGUGUGCUUUCCACUUUCUGAUGUCGUCUGAGAGUUACUUCGACGGCUAAAAUUUAAUUGAAGUUUACAUGCCAGUCAGUAAAUGCACAUCGACGCAUAAUGACACUUGAAAAAAAUUUGUUGACUCGAUCGCUUGUUCAUUAGAAGUCGCAUUAAUAUGCAUUGUUCACCUGUUGCUUUUGUCAACCGUCAAAUUGAUAUCCGCCUUGUUAUUAGUAAACGCCGCGAUUUGUAAAUUUCCGUAAGUUGAUAUUUUGUAAUUUUAUUCAUCACUCGUUUACAUAGUCACUCGAGAAUGUUAUUUAAUUAUCCGUUCUUCAAAUGCCUCGGUGCUUGCCACAUAUUUUUUCAAUACUUCUUUUCUCCAGUGUGUUUUUCUUUUACGCCAAGUUAAAAUACUGAAAAGAUAAGUUCUAAGCGUCCUAUUUCUCAAGAAAUCAAUUUCGCACACAGUUUCACGAGUGUAAGAAUGGUCGGUAAUUUAUAAACAACGCGUAAAGGACGAGUAGUGCAAGAGAAAUCGUAAUUAUUUUCAAAUACAAUGCUCUCGAGUUAAUGAGAUGCUGUCUACAACCGAUUUGCACCGGCUUUCUAUUUCGCGCGAUGGUAUCCACGUCGCACAAUCACAGCCGUGUCAAUCCAGCGAGCCGAGAACAUACUUGCUGAAUUCGGUUGCGUUAAGCGACACGGAGGAAACGCCUCGUUAAAUCCGAUGCGUUGUCGCGCCGACUUUCCUCGUUCUAUUAAAUUCCGCAUACUGUCGCACAUCGGCUGUCUUCAAUAGAAAAGUUACGUCGAUCGAGUUUGAUUGAAAUUUCGUUUCGCGAGCUUUUUUACAGAUUAAAAUUUCACGACGGGACAGACGAUACUCGACGUUCGCACACGUCGCACCGAAUCGUUGCUAUCAAUAAUCCCUGGACAAUUUUUUUUAUUUUACUUUAGAUGCGAUAUCGAUUUUUUAAUUAAACUGGGACGCGUAUACAUUUGGCUUUAGAAAAAAAAUACUUUGUCCAGUUCUUCAGAAAUUCCGAAGAUAAAUUCCGCACGCAAUUCGUCGCGAAUAAAAUAGUUCGAACAAUAGCGGCGAUAUUUAACACUCGUGCAACACGCGAUCCGAGAACGGCAAAAAGCUCAAAAAUAGUCGCCACCAUCAUCACGUUUUGCGCUUAUCCGCUUUCAUGGUAGCUUUCGUGCGACUUUGCAGACGUGGGUUUGCGCAAGAUUUCCCUCACGCGAUGUGCGGUCUGUUUUUUACCGUUGUUCCACCAGAUUGUGAUUUUUCUGCGCCAGAAUACUUUAUCCGAUCUAUUCUCCGCGAAACAUCGAACUCUCGGAUUAAAGAUCAAUAAUUCCCCCAUUGAAUUGAUCUCUUUCAGAAUCUUGACUCCGAUAAGGAAAAAAAAUGGAGAAAAAAGUAGUUUUUUUUUAUUUUCACGAAGAAAUUUACUUUGCAUAAAAGUAUGAAAAAAUGUGGAUAAAAGGAGGCAUGGAAAACACGCGGCACUAUAUACGUUGUUCUCCACAUCGUACAUUUUUUCUCCGAGUUUUCGCCGGUUAGCCUUCUGUCGAGGAACGGCAUUCUGUCAGCCUUCAACGGCGGAUUGAAUUUAUUCAAAAAGUUUUGGCGUCCCAUUUUUCGUCGGGCGUUUUAUCGACGCUUCUUCCGCCGCUUCUUCCGUCCACUUCGGCAUCGUACAUGCGAAUUUAAUAACAUCGGGACGGCUAGCGGGUUGUCGCGCCGAAAAAGCGACGAUCGAAGGGGGCACGCGGGCCGAUAUAUCAAUAUUUUGGUUGAACGUCGCGCGAUGUAUUCGAGUGUUGUGAAUAUUUCAGCGCGUCACGCGAUUUUCAUCACAAGACACGUUUUCCUAAGUUACACCAUGCAAUGACGCUUCGCAAUUUUUCAUUAUUAACGCAUUAAAACUCAUGUGAUUUUUUUGACACACUUCUCGCGAAAUUGCAUUGACGUAAAUAUGAUGGCCCAUUUUUAAAAAUUUAAUACGCUUGAAACGUCUUCAUCUAAAUAAAAAAUGAUCUUAUAGACGGAAAAAAUGUCAUGAAUAUUAAACAACCUUUAAAAUGUGAUGUUCACAAUUCGGUUAACUCUUGAUACAUUUUUUAGAAUAUUUAAAAUUUUUAAAGAACAAAUGUAAAAAAGACGUGCAAGAAAAGCCGAGACAACUAAAAUUCUUGGUGCGUUUUAAUGGAUUAUUGAUGUCCAAAGGCGUCAAGAUGCCAAUAUUGUUCGCAAACAUUGCUUUUUCAUAGGCAUCUUUUUAAAACAGUUAAUCCUUGAUGAUCCUUUUUCACGCUGCGGCGGUGUUAUCGAUUGUAUCGUGUAUCUAUAUAAAGCUCCGCUUUUUCUAUUAUAAAGGGAAAAUUCUAUGAUGAUAGAAAGAGUUUGACCUUCCAUGACCCAUUUUUUUUGCAUUACCCUUGCAAAGCCGAUUAUAGUUCAAAAGAUAAGCUUUGUUAUAUCAGAAAGAGAAAGCACGCAAUAAGGUAGAAAAGAAAUUUUUGUCUUAUAUCCGUCAAAUUUUAUCAAUUUAUGUACAUAGAAGAAUAUUUCUCGAACGUACAAGAAAAAGGCAUUGAAAAAAUAUUAAAAAUAAAUUAUUAACAAUCUAAAGUGCUGGAUGUAUUAUUUACGGCAAAACAAGCAUUAAAUUCCAACUUGAGAUUUCCGAUAUAUAUUUCCUUAAGUCCUUUCCCUUGUACCAAAUCCCUUGUGUGUGUGUGUGUGUGUAUUCAACCAUUUUCUUGAAAACAGAAUAUACAAUAGAUUGGAAGAAUAAUACAGUUGAAUAAAAUAUCCCAAUAAAAAUUUGAUCACGAGUCAAUUUGAUGACAAUACGGUAUCCUGACAUAUCCUGUUUCUUUGGGACGACUUGAGAUGGUUCGGCCGCUCAUCGAUUCGCGACGAAUGAGAGCAUCGACGGCUUAAGCGGAAGAAAACUACAGCGACGUUCUCCGCGCGAAAAAGCCAGUAUCGAUACAUUUGGACCACAAUCGUUGUCAACGACACGCGUUACCAAAGCCCGUAACACUAAGGCAGCCGGCAUCGGAAUCGGCGGCAGCAACAACGCGAACGAAAAUGUUGCUUUUGUCGCUCGACACCUCCUAGCCGUAAGAUGCACACAAAGAGAAAUGAGGAGGAGAAGAAAAGAAGAGGAGUAAAUAAAAUAAAUAAAACGUGGAUAACCUACAUACAGAUAACGUUUAACAGAGGAACAGUGAGGCUAACACAAUAAUGAUGUUAUUAUUAAUACUAUUACUACUAUUACUAUUACUACUAUUGCUACUAAUUACCAUUAUUAUUAUAAACUACUGUGCAUCUCACACGAGUAUACAUAUAGUAGUUAUCGAUCGAUUAGACAAAUGCGAGCAAGUGAAGUUGUCGAUUAUUAUGUAACCGCUUUAAGUAGCCUUAUAAAUUGUAAUUAAAGCGCGGAUAAUCUACGUCUAUACCGGGUGGCGCGAAAGGACACCAGGUGUCUUCGUUAUAUCUUGAUUUUGGCGAAAACCUUUCAUUUCCUUCGUUAAAGAUCUCUCGAUUCAUUUUCAAAUAGAAUUUUGGAUAGUAUCUAAUAGUGCGGAAAUUAAAUCAAUUUAUCGGAAAUCUGAAAAUUCGCAGAAUGUAGAGAUCUACAAUGGAUGAUUUCUAAAUUUUUCUACUUUUUUUCAUUGAAAUUAAUGCGACAAAUAUUUUAAUCGUUAACGAUAUCUGAAAUGUUAUGUCGACAUCGUCCAAUUCCUCUCGCGUUACUCGGUACACACAUCAGCGUAUUGGAUCACGAGCAGGUAGACAAGAAACUAAAAAAAAUUCCUAAAAAGUAGCGAUAUUCAUCUUAGUGGGUAAGCAACGCGGGCGAUCACGAGUAGCGAAUAAUCUGUUGACUGUUCGCAGGAGGAAGCGUUUAGCGACAGCACCCCGGCAACGCGAAUGUCCGAGAGACGUCGUAAAGACGUCCGGAGCAGAGAUAGGCGGAAACAAUUAUCCGACUAACAAGCGUCUCGCGAUUGUAAAACGAGUAACGAGAAACGAAUAAUCAUUGUUCGUCGCGCAAACGAAUAUUAAAUAUUUUUAUUCGCACAUAUAAUGAAUAAUGAAUAAUCUUACUCGCUAUUCGAUCGAGCACCUCCGUAUAUUCGGAAUACGGCCGACUCUCAGCUCCCGUCUUUCAGAGACGCGUUUCCGGACUCUCGCGUCGCUCGGGGACGAACUAACUAUCUGUUCUCGCAUUUUAGGGUCAGACGAUUUAUCUAAAGUUAGCGUGAAUUUAGGAUAAUUUGUUAAAGCUAAUCUAUUUCCCGUCUCGGAUGUCGGCCGAUCUAAAACGUCGAUUGUUAUUGUUGGAGGGUGUGCUUCGAGGUAAUCGUCGGCGACUGCAGCUCGGAAUUAAUCGUUGACGGAGCACCGGCUCGCAUCGACUUAGUAUAAUUAGCGCAGGAUCGAUAAUCACCUCCCUUUCCCCCCUAUGACGAUUAAUACUCCGAUCGCAAAAUCGCGCGAACCACGCGCGAUUAUAUAUAUAUAUAAACGCCUCCGCGGGGAUUAAAUUAAGAACGCGUCGCUGGAUUUCAUCAGGAAAUGCUUCAAGUCGUUCGAUUCAAUUCAUUAGCUGCUGAUCGGGGAUCUAUUUGUCGAUUCGGGUUAACGUCGAUACAUCUUGCUUAAGCCUCGUCUCUAUAUACUUUUGUAAACUAAAGCACAACAGUGUCAAGAUCGAUUACUAUCACCGGCGGUUUGCUAUCACCCGCGGAUUACCUUUCAACGAUCGCUCCUGUGACGUUCUUAAAGCUCCGAAAUAUUUUAUUAUAUUAUUAUAUAUUAUAUAUAUUAUAUAUUAUAUAUAAUUAUUAUAUGUUAUAUAUUAUUAUUAUAUUUUUGCUUGUUGAAAUUCUUUACAACAAUCAAUAUAUUAUCUUGUUACAAUUGUACGCAAAUUUAAUCUGCACGAAAACUGAUUCGUUAAUUAUCAUUUAUAAUUAAUUGAAAACUCUCGAAACGAGAGCCCGUUUCACGGAGGAAAUAUUUUGACAGAUAAAAAUAAAUUCUUGAAAAAAUGUCAGAAUAUUUUUUGUUCCUGAAACCGAUUCAGGAAUUUUAGAGAAUACCUCGAAUCAUCUCGCUCCAAAAAAAAAACUCU
Molecule: messenger RNA, 7709 nt
Organism: Linepithema humile (Argentine ant)
Lineage: Eukaryota; Metazoa; Arthropoda; Insecta; Hymenoptera; Formicidae
Source: RefSeq, a predicted model, not a curated record